UAUUUUCUGAAAAAAUUAUUUUGGUUUUUUGAAUUUCUUGCCAAGAUGCUUUUCAUGCCGUCACAGAGCCCGCCAGGCAGCCGACUGCUAAAGAUAGCGGUGGUCGGUUUCCCCAAUGUCGGCAAGUCGUCAUUGGUUAACAUGCUCACCAACUGGCGAGUUUGUGCUGUUUCCGGUAAAGCCCACACCACUCGCUCCAAACAGACUGUUGUCUUCAUGAAGGAUAACAUCCAACUAGUAUUUGUCGACCUCCCGGGACUGGUAUCAAAGAGACAAGUCCGACAGUUUAAAUUGGAGCGCACGUUCAUUCGAGACCCACACGCUACCAUCUUUGAUGCCAAUUUGAGUAAGUUGUCGGAGGCACUUGACCCAGAAGUCCUCAAAACCCUCCACUUCUUCUCCACAAAGGAGUCUGUUCUCGUUUUGAACAAGGUGUGUUUCUUUGUAAUCUAG
This is a messenger RNA of Mesocestoides corti, 453 nucleotides long. Lineage: Eukaryota; Metazoa; Platyhelminthes; Cestoda; Cyclophyllidea; Mesocestoididae. The record is from the annotation of a GenBank genome assembly.